AACGAGGAUAGCAGCAACAUGGAGGAGCGUGCUUUAUUGGCCAAUAUAGCGACAAUUAUAACAAAGGAUUUGCUUAUAGAUCAAUCCUCAAGCAAAACCAUUGGACCAAUUGGUGGUGGAGCAAACCAAAGUUCCUCUCUAUUGGCACCUAGUGACGAUGAAGCCGAAAUAUUUGCAUUAAUGCAACAAAAGCGAGCCGCCAACAAUAACAACAACAACAACAAAGGUCACCAGACUAGAAGGAAACGCAGCCGGGGGGACACGGCAUCAGAAAAUUCGAGAUUACCACCAAAAAAAUCGUCCAAAGUUGAAUGGAAAUAUGCAGAACUUAAUUUACUCCAUAGAUAUGUGGAUGCCCAAUUUGAAUCCUAUUUGCAUAUGCGAAAAUUGACUUUUCUGGUGAGAAAAAUUCAACAAUCUCUGGAGGAGAUGCUAAAAAGAAAUGCCGUACCAGGCUCGCCCACACCGCAAACUAUUCUCUCGCUUGCUAUGUGGAAACUGGCCACAGAUGAGCACUUCGAGGAAAUAGCCAGAAAAUUCCAAUUACCCUGGUCAUUGUGUCAGCAAGUGGUCCGCAGUUUUUGGCACAUUAUUUCCGAUCAAUACGAGAGUUUCAUUAAAUGGCCAAAUUCCCUAGCCGCACAGCAGAGUACGCUCGGAGGCUUCCAGCGUCUGGCGUCGUUGAAAUGUUUUCGAGACCUUUUCGGUAUUAUUGUGCUAAAGCGCCUAGAUAUAUUCCUAGAAUCGGAGCACGCCGAGGUGGCAGUGGUGUUGCAACUAAUAUGCAAUGGCGAGAACAAGAUUAUCGAUUGCUAUGUGGAACUGGCACAGGAUUAUACAUUUGAGGAAUCGCCAAUUGGUCAGACACUCGCCCUUAAUCCACGGACAAUGCCAGCCGGAAGCUAUCUCAUUGGCAGUGAAGUCUUUCCACUUAAAUCGUAUUUAAUGCGACCUCUUGAAGCUGAAUGCUUUCGUAAGGAUACACUGUUCAACGAUCUACUGAAGCCGGCGUUCCAAUUGGCUGAUGAUGUCCUCGAUACAUUGGCUCGCCGCUUCAACACUUUGUAUGCCCUAGAGGCUAGGGAUUUAAAUGAGGUUCGUUUAAUUGUGGAGAGCAUUUGUGCCAUGCACAAUCUAUGCGAGGAAUUCAACGAUGACUAUUUGGAGACCGGACAAGUUAAACUCAAGUGGGGCGGUAGCCUAAGUGGAUUCCGGGGUGGGGAAAAGGAUGUGAAGGGGCUGCGUAAGAGAGUGGAAAUGAUAGAUGAACUGGUGGUCAUUGAACAGGGAGAAUAAAACAAUAAGUUACAAAGGAGUACAAA
This is a messenger RNA of Drosophila willistoni, 1322 nucleotides long. RefSeq lists its product as uncharacterized. The transcript is spliced from 2 exons. Lineage: Eukaryota; Metazoa; Arthropoda; Insecta; Diptera; Drosophilidae. The record is from RefSeq and is a predicted model, not a curated record. Bases 19 to 1296 code for a protein of 425 amino acids.